GGUCCUUGUUUUGACACGAAAAUUAGAGGCCUUGAUUUUGAAGAAUUCAGAAAUUGGGACACCAAGAUAGUCAUAGAUGGUUAUCUGGAUAAGUCAAAAAAAUUUACACAAAAAGAGAAAUGAGAAAAAUUAAAUGGGAAUAGCGUUGAGGAUUUGAUCCGAGUAAUACGAAAUGUUUAUGUCCACUACGUCAAGGAUGAAGAGCUCGACAAGAUCAACGAGGAGAUAAACACGUGCUUUCCCGGUUUACUGAGUCGUAUACAUGCAACCUUAAGGAUCAAGAAGGUAGAGGAAAUACUCUGAACAAAACAUGCAUUAGGUGUUGUUUUUAUGGUUUGUCCGUUCUAGCGAUUUUACGUGUACACCUAGCUUCUCAUAGCAGGUGAAUUUGUAAAGACUUAAAAUCUUGGGAGUUUCUUUGGUUUUAAUGAUUUGUCUAUUUUUCUCGUGAAUUUGUGUGAACCUAGCUUCUAACAUCUCAUAGCGGGUGAAUUUGUGAAGACUUAUUAACUCUUGAGGGUAUUGUUUGGAUUCCAUACAUACCCUGAAAGAGUAUCAUGUGUUGUUUUAGUUUUAAUGGUUUGGUUAUUUUUUCAAUGAUUUUGUGUUCACCUAGCUUCUAGUUCCUCAUAGUGGAUGCAAUAUUCUACAGAAUAUAACUAAAGGAAUAGAAACCCUCACCUCGAAAGUUGAAACCGAGCUUUGUCCAGUCUUGCUACAUUAACUUGUGUGAUGAACUGAAUGCCAUUAACUGCAGUUUAAAAAGAAGAAAGAUCAACGAGCACGUUCACAAGUAGGAGGGAGUUCUGUAUUUGAUUUGAGAAUUUUCACACAAAGGAGAGAGUAUAGUAACAAGUGAAAUAAGGUGCAACAAGUAGACAAACAUGAAUUAGGAACAAAGAAAUUUCAUGGACCCAAUCCAUCGAAUUUGACGAGCUAAAUAAGAAGAGGGUAGGUAUGGAGCACCCUACAAGGACGAGGCGGUGUUGGCUAGGCAAUGUUGGAAUUGGAUACAAUCACUCUCCCGUCUCUGAUUCAUCCGAUUUCUUUCUAACACAGUUGAACUUCUGAUCGGAUUUUCUUCCACUCUCUUUCAGAUGACUUCCCAGACAGCAACAAGCCUGCCCAUGGAGGGGGAGAGCCCUACAACAUCUGUGUUAAUGCUGAUGAACUUUAUUCCUCGCCCGUUCAGAGCAGCCUUAUAUGAGUUGAAAAUCAACCAAGCAGGAGAAGUUUUGGGAGGAGAAACAUGUAGGCCACUUGAACCUGUUCACUGGUUCUUCGAUCCAAAAAAAUCAUCUGAGUUCCCAGUCCCAGUCCCCGAUUAUAUUAUAUUGGACGGUGUGAGGUACGGCAGCCCCUCCAAGCUUUACCAUCUUACUGAUCCAGCAUCCUUCCCCCUUAUAACAAAUCCAUCGUUUGAGUGUUAUAAUCCCAAGGACAUUUGGGAGCCUCUCAAUCCUUUUCCAAAAUAUGGUCAGAAAACGGGACCUUCCUAUGUGGAGGUUAUGGGCUAGACUGUUUGUUACGGUUGUAUUCUAAUUUCAUUGUAUGACUUUGGACCAUCUGAGUUCGUGCUUUUUCACAUUGCCAGUGAAACAUGGCACCCAGUUUACGUACCUACAGUUGAUGAUGAUAUGACUGGUACUAAGCCUUAUCCUUCUUUUGUGGGGAGGGCUGUUGUCGUAAACGAUGUUAUCUACGCCGCAUCUACAGUGAGCGGGGUUAUCAUAUCAUUCUCUCUUGGGAUGGAUUCAGAUCCUAGUGGUCGCAUUCUCUUUACCGUAAAGAAUCUAUUCAAGUUUCCGGAGUUCACAAGUUUCCUUGAGUUGGACAACACUGUAACAGAGUCUUUGGUUCAUUUGGGGGAAUUAAGAUUUUGUCUCCUGCAAACUUUCUUUUGCAGCAGGGGCAGGGGAUUUCAACCUCUGUGGAUCACAACAUUAGAAAUUGUCAAUGACGGUUCAGGGGAAAGGUGUAUCAAGACUUUAUGUUCUGUUGGUCGUGACACUGAUAUUCAGAUUUCUGGUGGAUUCGAACUUGGUUACUGCUUCACACCACAAUUUAAGGAUCUUGAACCCGAAGAAGACAACAAAUUUCAGGCAGCGAUGGUACAGUGGGCAGCCAGACGGAGAGGCAAAACGAAGGAAAAUAAUAAGUUCAUCAGACAAUUUGAUGAAUUUGAACUCAGUGGAGACAAGAAAGUGCAGCUAAAGCUGGUACAGCAGUGGUUAGCCAGAGAGAGAAGCAAAAUGAAGGAAAAGAAUUCCAAUAGCACGCCUGAGGUUUUGGAACCUAGUGUUGGAGAAACUAACAAGUUGGCUAAGAAUAUUGAAAUCGAAGAAUGAGACUGAUAAGUUGGCUAAGGAUUUUGAACCCAAAGAAGGGACUGACAAGCUGGAUAAGAAAAGGACGGAAGUUUCACGUGGUGCAUCCAAAAAGGAAGAGGAAUAAAAAGAAGAAACUGGCUUGCAGAACUGGAGCAAGCGCCGUUCUUUUGUCUUUUUCGUCAGGCCUGUAUAUGGGAGCCUCAUACUUGCCAGGUCUGGUGCCGAGGAGAGCGAUGGACGGGCUCGUAUCAAGGUUUGCAAGUCUGCUGCCAAGAAGAGUAAUAGGCUGGCUCUCAGCAUGAGCAUCCAAGUGAAUUUGGAAGACCUCCUAUACGUCUUGUGCUUUUCUUGGUUUACGAUUGGGACGACCUCCAAAAGUUAGAAAACUCUCAUGUAGCGGGACCUAUUCGUUCUCUUGUUUAAUUUUUUUGGUUGAGAAGUGACCUAUAUGUCAUCUGAUAAAUCGAAGCAGAAAUCAAACCAAACUUGCAAAGCAAGCAAGCCUACUAGGUUUAAUAUAAAUAAAGGCACAACUGAUGGAAGGCGUCAUCACAAAAAUUACCCAA
Messenger RNA from Malus domestica (apple), 2896 nucleotides. The record is from RefSeq and is a predicted model, not a curated record. NCBI's taxonomy places the organism in Eukaryota, Viridiplantae, Streptophyta, Magnoliopsida, Rosales, Rosaceae.